GCUUAUGUAACUUUUGUUGACGUUAACAAGCCUUAUGUUCGCCCCCCACUGCACCCCGCCAGCAGUCGUUCAAGCUCUAACCCGUGAGCUAACGAGGGGAAAGCUUCCACAAACGUCACAGAAUUUGCCGGUGCGAGAAACGAAUUUGUGCAGCGCAACGUCACCAUGGCCAGCAAAGUCGACCGCAUCGUGGCACGGCUACAAGAAAAGAUCGCUGAUGGCGACUACUACGAAGCUCAGCAGCAGACCCGAGUUGCUGCCUCGAGAUACAUCAAGACACAAAACUGGCCUGCUGCGAUUGACAUCCUGGCCAGCGUUUCUCAAUCACUGCUAAAGGCUGGUCAGGGUGGCAGCGGAGGUGACCUGUGCCUGAUGUUGGUCGAUGUCUACAAGCAAGCCGAGCUCAAGCCCGACUCGACGGCCAAGGGAAGACUCUUGACAUGUCUUCGACUCUUUAGCGCUGAGGAGCCGACAAGGAAGCGAUUUAUAACCGAGAUGAUGGCCUGGUCCUCCCAGUUUGGCGAAUACCCCGCUGGCGAUCCCGAGAUGCACCACGUCGCAGGCUCCAUCUACGCCGAAGAGCACGAUACCUACGAAGCUGAGCGACACCUGAUUCUCGGUACCCGCGAUUCGCCCGAUAUUCUCUUCAAGAUGGAGUAUGCCUGGUACAAGGAAUCCGAAGCCCAUACUGCGCCAUUGUACGCAGGCCGUGCCGUCUUGCCGUACCUGCUUGUCGGCAACGUCAGCGCCGCCAACUCUUGCUACCGAGCCUUUACCAGCGCUCUCAACACAGAUAAUGCAUCCCUGGGUGUUCAAGACGUUUCAACAUCACAAUCCGAUAUCCGCGUGUUCCCCAGUCUGCCGUUGCUGAACUUCCUGGGCCUGCUGCUUCUCGCCAUCCAGCGCGGCGCUCCCGAGGUCUACAAGGGCUUGCUGUCCAGAUAUGCUACCCAGAUUAACGAGAACGACUCGUGGCUGGAGCCCCUGGAGAUGAUUGGCGAGAUGUACUUCAACAUUGCCAGACCGAGACAGAGCAACCCGCUCAUGGAUAUGAUGAACGGCUUCUUUGGCGGCGGUGCUGGCGCCCAGCAACAGCCCCAGCGACGAGCGGCCAUUCGCUCUGCACAGGAUGGUCCCGUUGCCGAGGGCCUCGAUUAGAUGCAUAUAUGGAAGCAGAAAAAGAAUUGAUAUUUUUAAGAAAGGAAUAAUGGGGUAUCUUGAGGUAGUCCAGCAUAAAACCAAUGUAUAGCGUCCUUUUUAG
[Torrubiella] hemipterigena is the source of this 1261-nucleotide messenger RNA. NCBI's taxonomy places the organism in Eukaryota, Fungi, Ascomycota, Sordariomycetes, Hypocreales, Clavicipitaceae. The record is from the annotation of a GenBank genome assembly.